GCUCGGAAACUAUAAAUUUGUGAAGCCCGACGCUUGUGUUCUUCUUUGCUGGUUCUCUCUCUAGAGACUGGCGUCUUUUCUACAGUUGCAGAGGCUCAACAAUGGGGGAGGGAGGUUCAGAGACUGAACAAAAACCACAGAACGAUGAAUCCAUGGAUUCAAUCCCCGCACCACCACCAUCAAAGCAUCGCCUGCAACACAAAUGGACCUUCUGGUUUGAUAACCUAUCCAAAUCCAAGCAAGGAGCUUCAUGGGGUUCAUCUCUUCGACCUGUUUACUCCUUUGACACAGUCGAGGACUUUUGGUGCCUUUAUGAUAACAUUUUUCGACCGAGCAAAUUACAGGUUAAUGCCGAUUUCCAUUGCUUUAAGUAUGGGAUUGAGCCCAAGUGGGAGGAUCCUGUGUGUGCAAGUGGGGGCAAGUGGACUGUUCCAGUUGCUAAUAGGAAGCCCAUGCUUGAAACUAUGUGGCUUGAAACAUUGAUGGCUUUGAUUGGAGAGCAAUUUGAAGAAGGUGAGGACAUAUGUGGGGUUGUUGCUAGUGUGCGUGCAAGGCAGGAUAAGCUUUCUCUUUGGACUAGGACUGCAUCAAAUGAAGCUGCUCAGGUGAGCAUUGGUAGGCAGUGGAAAGAGAUAACUGAUUUCACGGAGAAGAUUGGAUACAGUGUCCAUGAUGAUGCCAGAAAGGAUAGACAAUCAAAAAGAUAUACUGUCUAGUACAUGGUAUUGGUGUGUUCUUUUUCUUCCGUGUUCUUAAGAGCUCAUAUGAUUUUAAUGACCCAUCUUGUUCUGUUUUAAUAGUAUGUUGAACUUUUAACAAUGAAAUAUUGAUGGCUCUGUACAUGGUAUUGGUGUGUUCUUUUUCUUCCGUGUUCUUAAGAGCUCAUAUGAUUUUAAUGACCCAUCUUGUUCUGUUUUAAUAGUAUGUUGAACUUUUAACAAUGAAAUAUUGAUGGCUCUGUAAAUCUGUACCUUGGUCUCUUUCAUGUAUUCUUCUUUCUCAUACUAUUUUUGCUUCAAACUUCAAAGUUUAGGAUGAGAAAUGGGGAAACACGUUUCUGA
Molecule: messenger RNA, 1061 nt
Organism: Amborella trichopoda
Lineage: Eukaryota; Viridiplantae; Streptophyta; Magnoliopsida; Amborellales; Amborellaceae
Product: eukaryotic translation initiation factor
Biological process (GO): translational initiation
Cellular component (GO): cytoplasm; eukaryotic translation initiation factor 4F complex
Molecular function (GO): RNA 7-methylguanosine cap binding; translation initiation factor activity
Source: RefSeq, a predicted model, not a curated record